GUAGUGAGAGCUGAACUUGGACUUGGCAGAAGCAGCCGCCCACUGUCACUGGGAGCAGAUGGCCUCCCUCUCAGAGUCAGCUGUUCACAUGAGCUCAGGUCUGACGCUCAGUCUCACAGCUCACAGAGGGAACAACAGACUCAUCACAGCUCACUCCCUGUUGGCUUUACAUGAACUUUACAAACUACCUCUGAAGAUUUCUCUGUUGAAGCUCACAUUUACUCUGUGAAGACAUGCCUCAUUCCAGGUGCACAACAGGAAACAGUUCAAGUCCUUCGUUCAGGAGCUUCCUCUUUCCCUGAAUGCCACAUGCAGGAUGUUCCAAUUUCCCCCCGUCAACGAACAAACACCAACCUGCACACAGCAACAGAAGUAAAACUAAUCCUCCAAGAUGGACGUCACUUCACUCUAUGUUACUGAGGAGCCAGGAGCUGGCUUAGCUGAGGUGGACAUAUGCACGCUUGAGAUUAAUAUCAAGUAUGAAAUCAUCCCAUCUAUUGUCUGCUCUGUUUGCCUCUCAUUCGGCCUCAUCUACACCUUUUUCGGAUACCGCUGCUUCAAGAUGGUCAUGUUCUUCUCUGGCUUCAUGUUUAGCUCAGCAGUCGUUCUCCUGUUGUACCACAAGGAGCCCCUGUUGGAUGCCCAGCUGGGGUCAGAGACAAAGGCGGGCAUCGGCCUGGGCGUGGGCGUGCUCUGCGGGCUGAUGACCAUGCUGGUGUCCACGCUAGGACUCAUCAUCAGCGGCCUACAGCUGGGGAGCCUGCUUUCCCUCGCCAUCCUGGUGGUCGUCGGACAGUUUUACAGCCUUAAUCCAGUGUGGGUGCCUCUCACCGUUGUACUGGUCACCAGCGUUGUCGCUGCUCUCUUCACGCUCCAGUGGCAGAAACUGUUCACCAUCAUCUACACAUCUGUAUUUGGAGCGACAACUGUGAUGCUGGGUGUGGAUUACCUGGUGGGGACAUUUACGCUGCCAGAUCAAGUGUAUGAUGUGUUUUAUCAAGUCGCCCCACGUCCAUUCUGCUGGUUUAACUGGGCGAUCACUGGGAUAUGGCCUGUUAUGGGUCUGAUAGGUGUGUUGGUGCAAUGGUGGUUUACUGCCAAAGGAAUCUCACACACAGAAGCUGCACACAAAAACCAGAAGAAGCAUGCCAAGAAGCACAGUUGUAGAGAGUCAAGGCGAAGACCUCAACCAUACCGUCAGCGCAGGCCUCCACUGCUGAAACGCUACGCUGGGGACGUCCUGGCGCCGAGUUAUCUCCAGAGCCUUCAGGAGCGCCAGAAUGGAACAGGCUCGUCCACCAGCAGCAUCAGCACCAUCACACAUACUCUGAUUGACUUUGACUUUGAGACGGGCUCCAUGGUGCCUCUGACCGCGGCGUCGCCGGUCUAUUCAUUCUGAAGGAACACGGCUUCUUCAGAUACUCGUCAACAUGCUCAGAGAUAAAUCCCCUGAAUGAUGACAACACAACAUACACAGUCAUCAUCACUUCCUUUUUAUCUCAGUUUUAUCUCACGGACACUUUGUAUUUCACGGUCGAGGUGUUUUCUUUCAAAGGAUCUUUUAUUCUCCAAAUACUAUGUACCAUGUGUCUAGAUUACCCUUACAAAAAAGAAGUUCAUUCAAGUGUU
Sebastes umbrosus (honeycomb rockfish) is the source of this 1629-nucleotide messenger RNA. Its product is annotated as transmembrane protein 198-like. The record is from RefSeq and is a predicted model, not a curated record. The coding region runs from base 392 to 1399 and encodes 335 amino acids. The transcript has 5 exons. Gene Ontology annotation, cellular component: plasma membrane. Lineage: Eukaryota; Metazoa; Chordata; Actinopteri; Perciformes; Sebastidae.